Molecule: messenger RNA, 1207 nt
Organism: Hymenoscyphus albidus
Lineage: Eukaryota; Fungi; Ascomycota; Leotiomycetes; Helotiales; Helotiaceae
Source: the annotation of a GenBank genome assembly
AUGUUACCUUCAAUGUUCAUCCUCGCACUACUGCCAGCGUCAACCGUAAACGCUGCCGCCGCAAAACCCUUCCUUGCCGGUCCCUACCCAGCCGCUCCCUUCCCAGCUGGUCCCUUCCCAGCGGAUGUUAACAAAAAACCCGCCUCUUCUGGCUCCUCUAUUCCAGUAAACCUUGCCACCCCAACACCCGUCCCAACAGGAGGUGCCGCACAACCCGGCGGUAAAAAAGAUGAAAAGCCCAACAAUCCAAAACCCGCCAAUCCAACACCAACACCCUCAGUACCCAUAAAACCAGCACCCGGAGUACCUGCUAAUUCCAGCUCUGGCGUCCCAGCCAUUGAAGGAUUUACGCUUACAUGGAGCGAUGAGUUCAAGGGCGCCGGUGGCUCUCUACCAGACAGCAAGAACUGGAUCAUCGAUGUUGGCACCAGCUACCCAGGCGGUCCAGCAAACUGGGGUACUGGUGAGAUCCAAACAUACACCAACAAGCCAGAGAAUGUCCAAAUCACCAAUGGCCAACUGAAAAUCACCGCCAUCGGAAAAGACAAGACUUGGACCUCAGCCAGAGUUGAGACACAGAGAACCGACUUCAUGGCUCAAGAAGGCAAGAAGAUGAUCAUUCAAGCGAGCAUCGCUAUGCCUGAUGUCACUGGCCCUGAGGCAAUCGGUUACUGGCCUGCCUUCUGGACUUUGGGAGGCAACUACCGCGGUGUUUACACCAACUGGCCUGGGGUUGGAGAAUUCGAUAUCAUGGAGAAUGUCAAUGGUCUUAACAAGGUCACUGGAGUUCUUCACUGCGAUGUAAGCAAUCUCCGCUCUCUACUCACAUUAAUCUUUACUAACGGUUAUCAAGGUUGCUCCAGGAGGACGAUGCAACGAGAUGGAUGGUCUCGGAAAGAACCUCCAAUGCCCUGGAAAGCCAUGCCAGGGUAACUUGCACACCUACACACUCACCGUCGACCGGUCCGUUACACCAGAGACAAUGACCUGGUCUGUGGAUGGUCAAAAGUACCAUAGUAUUACUGAGCAAGAACUCGGUGCUCAGCUCUGGACUCAGACUGUCCAACAUGGCCAUUUUAUCUUAUUGAACCUUGCUAUGGGUGGUGCCUUCCCUAACAAGGUACAUGGCGCUGACACACCUUUGCCUGGAACUGUUUCUGGGAAGAGUUUGAACAUCGACUAUGUUGCGGUAUACAACUCUAUAUAA